AUGAAAAUAGACAAGUUCCCCUCCUCGGCCGCCUUCGACGCCAUCAGCCAGGCCCUCUCGGCCAGCGACGCCGACCGCAAGGACGCCAUCCAGCAGGGCAACGCCGUCUUCGCGUUCACCCUCAAGAACAAGGCCGGCGAGACCGAGAGCUGGCAUAUCGACCUCAAGGAUACGGGCAAGGUCGGCACCGGCAGCGGCGGCAAGCCUACGGUCACCCUCUCCCUCUCCGACGAAGACUUCGGCAAGCUCGUCGUCGGUGAUGCCAACGCCCAGCGCCUCUUCAUGUCGGGCAAGCUCAAGAUCAAGGGCGACAUCAUGAAGGCCACCAAGCUCGACCCCAUCAUGAAGAAGGCCCAGACAAAGUCCAAGCUGUGA
Hirsutella rhossiliensis is the source of this 375-nucleotide messenger RNA. RefSeq names its product SCP-2 sterol transfer family domain-containing protein. The record is from RefSeq and is a predicted model, not a curated record. The coding region runs from base 1 to 375 and encodes 124 amino acids. The transcript has 2 exons. Gene Ontology annotation, cellular component: cytosol. NCBI's taxonomy places the organism in Eukaryota, Fungi, Ascomycota, Sordariomycetes, Hypocreales, Ophiocordycipitaceae.